Molecule: messenger RNA, 456 nt
Organism: Pyrgilauda ruficollis (rufous-necked snowfinch)
Lineage: Eukaryota; Metazoa; Chordata; Aves; Passeriformes; Passeridae
Product: translation initiation factor IF-2-like
Exons: 1
Coding region: 1-456 (151 amino acids)
Source: RefSeq, a predicted model, not a curated record
AUGGGGUGGGGGGUAGCGCCGGACCGGGAAAGCGGCGGGGGCGACACGGGGGAAGGAGGGGGGAAUGGAGUCAGGAGCAGGAGAAAAAGCGUGGCGGCGAUUGGGGAAGAAAUGGAUGGCAGAGGAAGAACGGAACGGGGGCUAGAGGAAAGGAGCGGAGUGCCAGGAGGGAAGGGGGGGGCCGAGAGUGGGGGCGGCAGGAAGGAGCGGGAGAACAGCGAGAUGGAGGAGGGAAAGAAAGGGGGAUGGGGAGAAAGCGGCGUGAAGGGACAGGCGGGUAGGAGCGGGGGCACGGAGAUGAGGCCAGGAGCGGGUUCGGGGCUGCUGCGCUCCGCAGCGCUGGGGGGGGCGCCGGCAGGGGGCGCUGCGGCGCGCUCGGGGCGCGGUCCCGGCGGCGCUCGGUGCCCUUGGCUGUGCCGGGUUGGAGCGGGGCCGGGGGACAGACCUCCCGGGUGA